GAUGAUGGUCGAUAAACUGGAGGGCACACAUUUUUGGUAAACUUGGCGGCACGGAAACCCGGGUAAGCUCUCAGGAAACUCAAAAUGGAGAGCUAUUCGAUAAAAACGCCAUCACCAGAAUGCUGCCAGUUGCUGUACGAUGGUGCAGUUUUUCGAUGCCAUGUCGUCCAACAGCAGCAGCACUAACCCUAAGAGGAACAGCAAGAGGAUAAACUCGGAAAUUCCAUUGUUGACCCAGCCGUCGUCGUCGUCGUCGAUGGACCCUGGUAAAGGCAGCGAAAUUCAGCAGCCAAACCAUUUGCAGCACUAGCGGCAAUUUUCUGUGUUCGAAGCAGAGAUUUCCAGUUACCGGAAACAGCCGUGCGUUAUGAAUGUGACGUGCACUCCUAAAAUGACGAUUUCGCUGAAUGAUUGAAGAACAAUUGUUCUAGUGUAGCUCGUGUGUUGAGAGCCUUAAUCAAACGGAAAACACCGAAAGAAGGACAGAAAAAAAACACACCCACCAAACGCCAUGUGAGGAGACAUCCCAUCGUGCCACGGAGAAAACAAUGUGUCAGACGUUGACACUUUACGUGAAGUGCUACUGAAAAUCACAGUGUGACGAAUAUUCGCGUGUUUGUGUUUUCUUCGUGCCAUUCCUGUCCUGUUUCGCUUGCUCCCCGAAGAAAGGGAGACAUGAUUCGCGAGCUUCGUUCGUGAAGAGGGAAUGCAAACUUGAUGGGAAUCUCGUGACACGUUCUGGCACUAUAUUGCGCCUAGUUCAAGACGCCCAACACCGCAAAGUGGAUUAGGGAAAAUGAAGCUAUAAAUUUUUUGAAGCGCGCAUUUGUUGGCGUUGUGGUAGUGAAAAAAAACACGUGCGCUGCUGGUAGAAAUAAAGGGUAUCCAUCAAAGACUGUGGCAGUGCGAAAAUGUGAAAAGAUGGUUCUGCUCCGUUCGUGAUUGAUCUGAUUCCAGUAAUCAACUUCAGGUAGUGAGUGGGUGUUUGGUAGCAAAUCAAGGAAACACGUGAUGACAUUUCACCGGCAACGUGGCGAAGGUCGUCGGGUAACAACGCGGAUCCAGGUGCACCAGGUCGUGAGGGCACCUUCCGGUGAAGUAUGUUCGAUAAUGGCCGGUGACAGAAACAGCAAUACUAGUGGCAGAAGAAGAGGCAGAAGAAAAGGAAAUUGUUCAGCUCGUUCCAUCGGCAAUGAUAAAGUAGGGAGGUUAAAUAAAACGAAGCAUACCUUGAGCUGGGGCAUUCACAAAAUGGUAAAACGAACAGCGACAGUGUUGUUGGCUGCGGUUGCCUUGGUGAUGUUGUUUCCUGCCCCGAGCGAGGCAAGCUAUGCCGACACGGAAGAUCUGAUCAACGAACUGGACAGGCCGAUUCCCAUCACAAUGGUGAGCGGCGUCCUCGGCAAGCAGGCGAGUCUGCCGUGCGACAUCCGGCCACUGGAGCGGGAUGACGCGGUUUACAUGGUGCUGUGGUUCAAGGAGGAGGACAACGAACCACUCUACAACUUCGAUAUCCGAGGCCGCCAGGUGGCACAGGCACGUCUUUUCUCGUCCGAGAAAUACUUUGGCAAGCGGGCGUUCUUCCGGGCCACAUCCCAUCCGGCCCAGCUGCUGGUCGACGAACUCAAGCUGUCCGACGAGGGCGUCUACCGGUGCAGGGUGGACUUUCGCAACUCGCCCACUCGGAAUGUUAAAAUUAACUUCACAGUCGUAGUUCCGCCGGAUAGGCCCGUUAUCUACGACUCGAGGCGCCGGGAGAGGACCAAUACGGUGGAACCGUACAGCGAAGGCAGCGACAUCCAGCUCGUUUGCGAGGUGAAAGGAGGACGUCCUCGACCGAACGUGACCUGGUAUCUGGACAACACGGUCAUAGACGAGUCGUACGAAACCAGACCCGAUGGGACAACGGUCAAUCAUUUGUCCUAUCCGAACAUUGGCCGGCAGCAUUUGGAUGCCAGAUUGAUGUGCGUCGCUAGUAACACCAAUCUGACACCUCCGAACAGCAAAGUCGUAGUGCUGGACGUAAAUCUGAAACCAGUCGCUGUGCACAUUCUGGUCAAAGAGAAGUUCGUUUCUGCCGCCAAACGGUACGACAUCGAGUGCAAGAGUUCCGGUUCCCGACCGGAAGCAGUCAUUUCCUGGUGGAAAGGGACGCACCAGAUCAAACGGCUCAGCAAAAAUUUUGCCGAGACCGGAAACCAGUCGCUGAGUGUGCUUUCGUUCACCCCGACUAUGGAGGACGACGGCAAGUACCUGACCUGCAGGGCCGAGAAUCAACUGAUCCCGGACAGUGCCAUCGAGGACAAAUGGAGACUUGUGGUGCAUUAUACGCCAAUCGUUACACUCAAAAUGGGAUCAUCGUUAAAUCCAGACGACAUCAAGGAGGGUGAUGAUAUAUACUUCGACUGCCACAUCCAGUCAAAUCCGAAGCCCUACAAGCUGGCCUGGUAUCACAAUGACAACGAACUGCACCACAACGUCACAGCCGGCAUCAUCCUGUCGGACCAUUCGCUGGCACUGCAGGGCGUCUCGCGGAAUCUGGCCGGGGAGUACACCUGUAUGGCCGCCAAUACCGAAGGUCGGGGUACUAGCAACCGUGAGACUCUGCGUGUCCGAUACGCACCCGUUUGUUCGACAGACCGCGAAGAGCUACUGGGAGCACUCAAGCACGAAUCGUUACAGCUCAAGUGCGAAGUGGAUGCAUCUCCCCCAGCCGAAUCCUUCCACUGGACAUUCAAUUCAUCCGGAGAGCAAACGGAACUUCCUGCACGACUUCAAUCGAGUGAGACCGGCUUAUCACGGCUUAAUUACACACCAACGUCCGAUUUGGACUACGGAACGAUUUCUUGCUGGGGUCGGAACGCGAUUGGAGUGCAAAAAACGCCCUGUGUUUUCCAAGUGGUGGCAGCAGGCCGGCCGUUCGCGCUUCAAAACUGCACAAUAUCGAACCAAUCAUCGGACUCGCUACACAUCGAAUGCAUCGAGGGCUUUGACGGGGGCCUGCCCCAAAUAUUUCUGCUCGAGCUGGUGGAAGUUCCGACGCUUAGAUUAGUUCGUAAUCUAAGCCUACAGCAUCCGCCGGUGCAAUUUUUCCUAGAUAAUCUCGAGCCGGGCACAUCGUACCGGAUCAUUCUGUUUGCGGCAAAUGCAAAAGGUCGCUCGGAACCGGUCAUAGUGGACGACAUCACCUUCAAGGGGGUGGCCAAGUAUACAGGUGUAUCCAACGUUAUGAAUGUUCCUUUAUCGCCAGUAUUAGCCGCAUUAACACUUACGGUGGCGAUCCUGUUUGCCGUAGUCUGCAUCGUUCUGGCCACCAUCUACCGACGACAUGCCAGCAAGAACACCUCCAAGAAGCUAAAGUCUGCCAAAAGCGCACAUCUCACCUCGACCCCGAUAGACUGCCAAAUUGACCCAUCAGCUCACCACCAUCACCAUCAUCAAACGCACGAUUCGAACGGCAUUCAGACGCCAUUGGUCGAUAACAGCGGGACGCUCAGCCGACGGAGUCCACAAAUGGCGGGCGAACCUCCGGAUGGCGAUGAAACUGAUCCGGAUGUUAUUCCCAAUCAAUACGAGCGAAGGCCUCCGAAAACGACUCUGCCUACGCCCCUGUUCCGGAGUCCUUCGGCACGGCUGAUAAACCGCAAUGGUGGUGGUGAACAUUUGCUCCAUCACGACGAGGAGCGCCAUUGUGAUGGAUCCAGCUUGGCGUCGCUGACCGGAUCGAACAAUGAAGUACAUUAUUCCUUUAAGCCUAGCAAACAAAUUAGUUAUGCUACGCUCGGGCGGGCCAAUAAUACCACCGGCAGCAGCUCGGUCCAGUCGACGUUGAGUCCGCUGAGCCACUUGCAUCAUCCGGUGCCAUCGUCGGCAUCGUCUGCCUCGGUCAUGAUGAGCACCAACCUUCCGCUGCCUUCGUCAAUCGUCGGCGGAAGUCUGCUUGGCAGUCCGGGAUCCCAGUCACAGCUCGUCACUUCCACCCUGAACGAGUACCGGUUUCGGCCGGAGGUGGUCACGACGUCUAACCGAAUACAGGAAAGUUGUAUAUAAUAGAUUCUAAGUGGUAGUUUAUUGUAAUACUCUCCCUUCAUUAUACAUUAUAUCGUAGCUAUUUGGCGCCAGAGUGUGAACCUUCAAAGUCCAGUCCUCAUUAGAAAUCGGUGUAUGGCAAAUGAUCCCCUUUUCCCCAUCUGGCAAUGUUCUAUCUCCUUGAAAACUGAUUCGAGAAAUCCGAUUUUAGAAUUCUCUAUACGAAUGAAUGGAUAUGUGCAAUUGAGUGAUCUAGAUUAUCUAGAAAUGUUUUUGUGAACUCUUUUUAACGGAAUAGACAAACUUAGUUUUGAACGUUUUUUUUUUCAAGAUAGAAAAUUUCAUAUUCCCGUUCGAUUUAAUGAUUUACCUUAAUUUUUUUUGUAAAUCUCUUCAAAUUGGUUUAUGUACAAUUGUGAGCUGAAAAAAUUUCAUAAUUUUAAGAGCUGGAACGUUAUCUGUGAAGAGUAGUAAAUUGUGUGAGUGUAGAUAUCAAGUUGAGAAAACCAAUUUUAACGCGGGACUUUGGCACAAAUGUAACAAGAAUGACAAAAAUAUAUAGCAAAACACAGAAGUGUCGGUCUAACCUCUGGAAAUAGUAAACUGAAAAUAGAAACUAGUGCAGUAUUAGAGAAUAAAGAUUGAUUUUUAAUCAUCCAGAACCUGGCUUGUAUCGUUCGUUUGUCUCGAAAAAUGCAAAUCAAUGAUCAAACUUCUCUAAAAUAAUUUUCAUAUCCAUUUUUUUUAAAGAUCCCAAACGUUAGCAGUUUAAAUUGUAAAAUAAUGCGUUACUAACUGGACAAUAACUGCACAAAAGCAACCAUUAACACACACAAAAGAACAACGGAAAGAUUGAUAAACAUAUAUCAAAAACCACAUUUAGGAAAAUUCCAGGUUAAGAGAAAAAUUUUAUCUGAAAACCAAGCGAGACAGUAUAUAACCUUACAAAUCAAUGAACGCGCCAUAUCGUUUUCAAAAUUUCACUCAUGAUUCACAGAAUCCGGAAUUCAAACGAACAUACAUAUGAGAAAGAGAAACCACCAAAAACUUGUGUAAGACAUUUUAGUUCGAUGUGAUUGGGACAGCACAAAAAUCGCUUCUUCCAGAUUCACUAAAUUUAUUUGACCAGUGUGGUGUUGAGCGAGACUUGUUAGAAAACGUAGAAAUCAGUGUGAUUGCGAAUCAACAAAAGCGUGUGAAUAAAUAUGUUUAGAGUAUAUACGAAAGAAAAUGUGAACAAAACAAUGGUAGGUUAUUUUGUAUAGGCGAAACAAUAAACCAAUAUUUAAGUGAGGUAAAACAAUCUUGAUAUGCUGCAUGAUUGUCUGAAAAUUUGUGCAAAUCAGUAUAGAAAAAAAAAUGAAACGGAUGUUAAAACAAUAAAUGAAUUUUUAAUAACGAAA
This is a messenger RNA of Uranotaenia lowii, 5432 nucleotides long. Its product is annotated as titin. Lineage: Eukaryota; Metazoa; Arthropoda; Insecta; Diptera; Culicidae. The coding region runs from base 1012 to 4050 and encodes 1012 amino acids. The transcript is spliced from 18 exons. Gene Ontology annotation, molecular function: protein binding. The record is from RefSeq and is a predicted model, not a curated record.